AUGCCUCUCACCGUGCUCAGCGACCACGAUGUGAGUCGCAUCCUGCAUUCCUUCACCAAAGAGGAUAUCCUCGCCCUCCAAGAGAACAUGGCAGACGCCCUGCACUGGUAUUCUACGUCCAACGACGAUAAUGAUUACUGCUCCGACUUCCAACCGGAGCGCGUGCAGCUGAAGCGAAAGGACGGCUCGACCACGCUUUUCCUGCCGGCAAACGGAUGCAAGGGACAAGGCGUCAAGAUCAUCAAUGUCGUCCCUCCGGAUGCCCUUGGAGGCCUGCCCAGCCUCAUCAACGCGGAAGAAGUCACCGCAUUCCGCACCGCCUUGUGCUCCACCAUGAUGCUGAGAAAGCGGCAUUCUGUUCACGACCUGACCGUCUUUGGCGCCGGAAAGCAGGCGUAUUGGCAUAUUCGCUUGGCCCUUCUGCUUCGCGGGGACGAAAUCCACCACCUCAACAUCAUCACGCGCAAGUUCGAAAGCGCUCGGAAAUGUGUCAUGCGGCUAUACAACCCCCAGCCCGAUGACCCGGGAUACGUCAAUCCUAUAGGAUCAAAGUACAACAGUCGGGCCAAGAAGAACAUUCUAACCCCCGCGCACACCGAAUACCAACGGCUGGUCAAGGAAUAUGUUCGAGCGAGCAAUGUCAUCUUCUGCUGCACUCCGUCCGAAAGCCCCUUGUUUCCUGCCAGCUAUCUGAUCAAUCCGGAGGGCCGCAAGAAGGGGCGAUACAUCGCCUGCAUUGGCAGCUACAAGGCAAACAUGAUUGAGUUGCAUCCGGACGUACUGCGCUAUGCUGUGGCUCCUCAUCACGAACAUCGCCACAUCCAUAAGCGGCAGAAAGAAGGCGGCGCCAUCAUCGUCGAUAGUGUGACCGGCUGUCUAAGAGAGGCCGGAGAGGUCGUGCAGGCAAAGCUACUGCCCGAUCAGGUCGUGGAGCUUGGAGAACUCUUCAUGUUGAAGAAGGAGGCCGAGCGGAAGUCGAGGGAGAAGGGACAACAUGCGGAGGGCGGAUGCGCGUUUCAGGACAAUAGCGGCCUGAUGGAGUGGCUGACUCGCGGGAAUGUCAUAUAUAAAAGCGUUGGACUUGGGCUCAUGGACAUUGUGGUUGGUGGCUUUAUGAUUGAGUGGGCAAAGGAGAGGGAUAUCGGAACGACAAUACCCAAUUUCUGA
Molecule: messenger RNA, 1167 nt
Organism: Neohortaea acidophila
Lineage: Eukaryota; Fungi; Ascomycota; Dothideomycetes; Mycosphaerellales; Teratosphaeriaceae
Exons: 2
Coding region: 1-1167 (388 amino acids)
Cellular component (GO): cytoplasm
Source: RefSeq, a predicted model, not a curated record